Molecule: messenger RNA, 1254 nt
Organism: Truncatella angustata
Lineage: Eukaryota; Fungi; Ascomycota; Sordariomycetes; Amphisphaeriales; Sporocadaceae
Exons: 1
Coding region: 1-1254 (417 amino acids)
Biological process (GO): regulation of DNA-templated transcription; aflatoxin biosynthetic process
Cellular component (GO): nucleus
Molecular function (GO): DNA binding; zinc ion binding; DNA-binding transcription factor activity, RNA polymerase II-specific
Source: RefSeq, a predicted model, not a curated record
AUGUCGUCCUCGAACAAGUCUCGACAGCCUCGUCUUAGGGCGUCUUGUGAUGGAUGCUUCUUGGCCAAGGUCAAGUGCUCCAAGGCCAGGCCUAUUUGUUCUCGCUGUCUUGCUUGCGGGAUCGAGUGCCGAUAUUCGCCUUCUAGUCGAUCUGGGAAGCCCAAGGCAGAGAAUUGUGGGAGCUCCCUCAACGCUCACAGCCAGGAUAUCCACGAACUUCAGCACUUAGUAGAGGACAAGAAUAUGGGUUUCGCGGCAUCCAUUCCUGCUCCUGAGCACUUGUUCAGGAUCAAUACGGGUUGGGCAACGCCCCCCAAUAGCACCGACGGCGUAAUGAGUCGAAAUUCUUCGAUCUCGGCCGGUUUAAGUAUGAUGGGGGUUGAGGACAGUCCUAUGCAUAAUGGCAGCCCCAUGUCAGCACCGCCAGAGACAUAUGCAAACACGAUUCCGUGGACACCUCCUGCAGACUUCACUUGUGCACCUUUCCCUGAAUCAGUGCAGAGCCUUUCAGGUCCUCAUGUACGGUCACACUCAAUCGAUAUGUCUAUGCCAUUGCCAAUGGCUUGGUCGGACCCAAAUGUGCCCGAGAAUACCGUAUAUUCGCAGAUGCAAACACCCACAAGCUUGACUUCAAACUAUUUUCCUAGUCCUUCUACGACACCGACCAUGCGACCAAACCACAACCGACACAAGUCAUCGCCCCCUAUUAUUACUGGGAGUGGUGGCUCCUGUACGUGCUUCACUCUCUGCUUACAAUCUUUGCAAGCUUUGCACAACGCAUCCGCACCCGCCACUCCUCCGUUCGACCUGGUCCUGAAUCUGAACCGAAAGGCUGUUGAGGGCUGUGCCACUAUGCUUGCAUGUCCUAAGUGUAUGAGUAGAUCAGGGACCCACACUGCGGCAAUGCUCUUAGCAACAGUCAUGGGCAAGAUCACAUCAUUCUAUCAGACCGCUUCUCACACACACUUUGAGAAUGGUGUUAUGGGCAUGACCGCCACAAAUCUCAAUGGUCCUUUCGGAGUCAGCCUUGGUGCUUACCAGCUCAAUGGUGAGGACGGAAGGUGGCUGGAGCUCGAGAUACUUGCUAGAGAGCUACGAAAACUUGAAGAGCUUUAUGCAAGGUUUCGUGAGGUCUGCGGGGAAUUGUCUGACGAUCCUGAGGUCAGCAGAGCAAUGAUAGGCUACCUUGGACAUAACCUGGGAUCGACAUUGGAAGUACUGAGCCAUAGGAAGGGCGGAGUCUCUUUUGCCUGA